AGUUAAUGGGAGACGGUGGCAACUGAACACUACCUAGUUCCUACCAACGACCACCUUUCCCCCUUUUGAGGCGAUUGAAUUCAAGUCAGAAAUUCAAUGAAAUGAAAAAAUGUACGCAAAAUAACAAAACUCACUCUUCGUAAAGUACAAUAAUCAACUACUCUUUUCACGCAUCUUUCUUGUCCGUCUAUCUAACCUUCCUAUUUUUGAAUUUAUUGCUUCGAAUUAUUUUUCUCUCAAACCCUAAUCUUUUUGCUCAGUGGUUCUUUCAAGGAUCAUGUCGAGUUUGGAGGAGCCACUUGGUUUUGACAAAUUGCCAAGUAUGAGAACUAUUGAUAGGAUUCAGAGGUUUUCAUCUAGCGCUUGCCGGCCUAGUGGAGAUCAUAUGGGAAUGGGAAACUGCUGGAUCGAAGGAAUGAGUUGCAGCACCUCCAACAGUUAUGAUGAUGAUUGUGAUGAAUAUACCCAGGAUGCAUUCCCAUGGCAAAGGCAUACAAGGGACAUGCCCCAGGGUGACACCGUUGGUCAAAGAACACAGAGCUUGGGGAGAAAUUAUAUAAUGUUUGGAAGCACUCAUGACAAAUAUAAUUCCAAGUGUAAUGAUAAAGACAUACGAGAUAUAACAAAUAAGUUUUUGAAAGGCAUACCAAGGUUUGUGAAGAUAGUAGAAGUUGGUGCUAGGGAUGGAUUGCAAAAUGAGAAGAAUACUGUACCUACCUCUGUAAAGGUGGAACUGAUUCGUAGACUUGUGUCCUGUGGGUUGUCUGUUGUUGAGGCUACAAGUUUUGUAUCUCCGAAAUGGGUUCCUCAGUUAGCAGAUGCAAAACAUGUAAUGGAGGGAGCUCACAAUUUGGAGGGAGCUAGAUUGCCUGUUCUCACACCUAAUAUGAAAGGCUUUCAAGCUGCUGUUGCAGCUGGUGCUAAGGAAAUUGCAGUCUUUGCAUCAGCUUCUGAGGCAUUUUCAAAGUCAAAUGUCAAUUGUAGCAUUGAGGAGAGUCUUACUCGUUAUUGUGCAGUUACUCUAGCAGCUAAAGAACUGUCAAUACCUGUUCGUGGAUAUGUGUCAUGUGUUGUCGGAUGUCCAGUGGAAGGAGAGAUUCCUCCAUCCAAAGUUGCAUACGUAGCAAAAGAACUUCAUGACAUGGGCUGCUUUGAGAUUUCCCUUGGUGAUACAAUUGGAGUUGGCACACCAGGUACCAUUGUUCCCAUGCUUGAAGCUGUUAUGGCCGUUGUUCCUGUUGAGAAGCUCGCUGUUCAUUUCCAUGACACUUAUGGACAAUCUCUUCCUAAUAUUUUAGUAUCCCUACAAAUGGGGAUUAGCACAGUGGAUUCUUCUGUUGCGGGUUUAGGUGGGUGUCCAUAUGCUAAGGGUGCUUCUGGAAAUGUGGCUACGGAAGAUGUGGUAUAUAUGCUUCACGGGCUUGGUAUACAAACCAAUGUUGAUCUGACAAAGCUCCUGUCAGUUGGUGAAUUCAUCAGCAAACACUUGGGUCGUCCAUCUGGUUCCAAGACAGCCAUUGCAUUGAGCCGGGUAACAGCCGAUGCCUCCAAGAUAUAAUUUGGUAGUAGAUGUAUUUAAUAUUUGAUCAACGUUACAACUAAGGGAGAAGAUAUUUGAUUCAUGAGGCCUAUUCAAAAUAUGCAUACUAGUAUACACACGCACACAUAAUAAAGGAAUAAUAGUAAUGUGAAGCUAUGGAUCCAGUGCUUGGAAUUUGUUAAGAAGAAUUUAGUGUGUUCAAGUAUUUACGUUGCUGAUAUUCUGAGGCAGAAUCACCCUGUUUAAGUCAAUGGAAAGUGCAUCAUCUCAAAAGAUCAUACCUUGUAUUCUCUUACAGAAACAGUUACUUCUAUACUUCGAACAAAUCAAUUCUUACAUCAUUUUCGUUCAUCAAAGGAAGCAUUUUGUUCUUUCU
This is a messenger RNA of Mangifera indica (mango), 1916 nucleotides long. Its product is annotated as hydroxymethylglutaryl-CoA lyase, mitochondrial-like. Gene Ontology annotation, cellular component: mitochondrion. The transcript has 9 exons. NCBI's taxonomy places the organism in Eukaryota, Viridiplantae, Streptophyta, Magnoliopsida, Sapindales, Anacardiaceae. Gene Ontology annotation, biological process: L-leucine catabolic process; ketone body biosynthetic process. Gene Ontology annotation, molecular function: hydroxymethylglutaryl-CoA lyase activity. Bases 278 to 1558 code for a protein of 426 amino acids. The record is from RefSeq and is a predicted model, not a curated record.